AAGUGACAUCAUCAGAAUGGGAGCAAAAUUGUUAAAAAUCAUUCUUAAUUGCUACAUGUUUGGACAAAUAUUUAAAAAUUUUUUUCCAUCAGAUUUACUUUACGUUUCAAAUAUGAAUUUUCUAACUAACUGCAGGUGUGAAAUACUCUGGAGCAAUUAUGGUUUAUCAUAGAGGAAAGAGAGUAGAAUAUUUUGGACACAGGUCAGCUGAUGUUCUUGUGGGAUUUCUUCACAAUGUUUGAGCCCCCGGUUUCAUUCAUAGAAAGCAAGAAACAGAAGACUUCGUUUGAAGAUAUUGAUGGAAGCAAAGUAAUAGCUUACUUGGAAAAAGACUCGCCAGAAAUCAAAGCAUUCGAAGAAUCGGCCACGCAGCAUCAACCCUUAUUACCAUUCUUUGCUGUUUCUGAUAAGAAGCUUGCCAAAUCAUUUCGGCUCAAGAAACCCAAAACCAUACAACUCUUGAAACCAUAUGAGAAACCUGUCAAUUACCCAGCAGAUAAGACCAUAACAGAAGAAAACAUCAACAAUUUUAUUGCUCAGAACAAGAGAGGCAUUUUAACGAAGAUUAGACUUGAAGAUAUACAUGAUACAUGGUCAACUAAUGUGGAAGGUUAUUUGGUUACCGCUUUCGUGAGGCUUGAUACGAAUGAAGGUUCACAAUUCUUCUCUUUGGUAAAGUCGCUGGCCAGGCGAUACGGAGACGAAAAGAAAUUACAUUUCUUGUGGGUCGAUCCUGAUCCAUUCCCUACGAUGCGUGAUUACUGGCAGAAGUCGUACAAUAUCGAUGUGAACUCUCCUGUCAUCGGGGUCAUUGAGCCAAAAUUUAGCAAAAGUUCUUGGUUCGAAAGGAAAGGAAAGGAACUUAAAUUACGACAUCUCCAACAGUGGGUGGAAGAUGUUCUGGCGGGUAAAGUGGAGCUGAAAGAGCCCGCGGAUUCUGCGGGAGCGAGUCAGGGCCAAAAACGAGAAGAGCAAUUGAAGAAAGAAGAGCUUUGACCCUAGUUGCUUUUUAGUGUCUUAUAUUCAGCGGUCUUGUUACGAACAGAGAACGCUACCAAGCUACAUGUUAGGGAAAGAUAUGGCGUCUUAAUUGCGCUCAUUUGAUAAAUUAAACCGAGCGAAGAUUAUAUUAAUAAUCAAAGCUGCGGAAAGGGGCAAACGCGAAUGAUAUCUGCGUUACCCAUCGAUCACCCUGCUUCUCCCCCUCCCCCAUCCCUUAUCAUUUCUGACUUUCUUUGGUCUUGGAGUAGUUUUUGUGAAGUAAACGUUAAUGAACAUUUUGAGAUGUUGAUUGUUAGUGAUUUUUCUUUGCAUUUGUUUCGCAUGGGAGAUUUUCGAGCUCGAAUUCUCACUGUAUUUAGGUGAAACAUAACAGUCUUUGCAAAGUAUCUUAUAUUAAAGAAUUUUUUCAAUUUACAAAUCGCAAUGUUGUCAUUGCAGCUAAUUGUAGUUGCUGGUUAGAUGAAUCUUCAAGAUUUCUAGUGCUACGAAUAAAAAUUAUGUUCCCGAAAGCGGGCCUAAGAGGG
This is a messenger RNA of Pocillopora damicornis (cauliflower coral), 1526 nucleotides long. Its product is annotated as calsequestrin-1. The record is from RefSeq and is a predicted model, not a curated record. Gene Ontology annotation, biological process: regulation of release of sequestered calcium ion into cytosol. Gene Ontology annotation, molecular function: calcium ion binding. Gene Ontology annotation, cellular component: sarcoplasmic reticulum lumen. NCBI's taxonomy places the organism in Eukaryota, Metazoa, Cnidaria, Anthozoa, Scleractinia, Pocilloporidae.